AUGGCUCUGCACAAAACUCCCCCAAAUAGCAGGGGGUACUAUGUUAAGAUGAAGCUCCUUCACAAACAUGGCAGGCCUCAUCACCAGCAAGAAAAAAACUGCUUUCACAAAUACUACAAAUGGGUCCUCUGGCUUUCUCUUUCCCUUUAUUUCUUUACUUCCUACCUCAUCAGCAACAACAACCACACCAAACAACCAUCUCACGACAAAACAACCCAUGUCUCGAGAACCCUUAUUGAAUCAAACAACACAGCUCCUCCGCAAUCUUUAAACUCUCUAGGGUCCCUGAAAAACUUGAAGGUGUUUGUGUACGAUCUUCCUCCGAAGUACAACACGGAUUGGUUAUCGAACGAGAGGUGCAGCAAACAUUUGUUUGCGUCAGAGGUUGCCAUUCACAGGGCUUUGUUGACCAGCGAGGUGCGCACGUUUGACCCUUACGAAGCUGACUUUUUCUUCGUCCCCGUUUACGUCUCUUGCAACUUCAGCACCGUCAACGGCUUCCCCGCGAUUGGUCACGCGCGCUCCCUCAUCGCGUCUGCGGUCAACCUCCUUUCCUCGGAGUACCCCUUCUGGAACCGGAGCAGGGGCUCCGACCAUGUCUUUGUCGCCUCGCAUGAUUUCGGCUCGUGUUUCCACACGCUGGAGGACGUGGCGAUGGCUGAUGGCGUGCCAGAAAUUAUGAGAAACUCGAUCGUGUUGCAGACGUUUGGCGUUGUGUACGAUCACCCUUGCCAGAAGGUUGAGCACGUAGUGAUUCCGCCGUACGUUUCGCCGGGAACCGUACGGGAGACGAUGGAAAACUCUGCGGUGAACGGACGGCGAGAUAUUUGGGUUUUCUUCCGAGGGAAGAUGGAACUUCAUCCCAAGAACGUUAGUGGACGAUUUUACAGCAAGAAAGUGAGGACUAUGAUAUGGCGAAAGUUCAACGGUGACCGGAGGUUUUACCUGCAGAGACACAGGUUUGCCGGUUACCAGUCGGAGAUUGCACGUUCGGUGUUUUGUCUGUGCCCAUUGGGGUGGGCCCCGUGGAGUCCGAGGCUGGUAGAGUCCGUUGCAUUGGGUUGCGUGCCAGUAGUUAUAGCGGACGGUAUCCGGUUGCCGUUUCUCUCCGCCGUGAAGUGGUCGGAGAUAUCGAUUACGGUGGCGGAGAGUGACGUGGGGAGGCUGGCGGAGAUACUCGAGCGCGUGGCGGCGACGAACCUGAGCACGAUUCAAAAGAAGCUGUGGGACCCAGCGACAAGGAGGGCACUACUUUUUAACAGCCAGGUUGAGGAAGGGGAUGCCACGUGGCAGGUGCUACGUGCUUUGAGCGAAAAGAUUGAUAGGUCCUAUAGGGGUUCAAGGGUUUCACGCCAAUUAGAUUUUGACACGUAA
This is a messenger RNA of Sphenostylis stenocarpa, 1374 nucleotides long. The record is from the annotation of a GenBank genome assembly. Lineage: Eukaryota; Viridiplantae; Streptophyta; Magnoliopsida; Fabales; Fabaceae.